CUCGCCCUUCUCGUGGGAUACAGUGACAGACUACAAAGCAGCUCUGAGUCUCUGACCCCGGUCCGUCGUCUCUCGGCUUCAUUGUUCCUUCCGGAUUACGAAAAACACAACCUCUCUUAGGGCUAUUAUCUUUUUCAUAUACUCUCAAAAUCAUCUCAGAAUCUCCAUUUGAUCCAUAAUAGGAAUGACUCUUCACUGAAUCCAAACUACGAGAAAGUCCAAUUCAACAAUCGUGCUAUCUGGUUGAUAUCUCUGACUCUCUCUCCGUCUCUCUUGAUGGACGAGUCUUACAAUUCUAAUCUCCCUACCAGCCAUCUACUCGGUUCAGUACCUGCUGUUGUCAAUCAAGAAAAGAAUACCCCAAACUAUGAAGCCCCAGAAGCAAAUAUGCAAACAUUCCCACCAAAUAAUGGAGGUGGCAGCAGGCAGGGUUAUCAAACUCUUGGAAGUCCAAGCGAAGUUUUUGAACAACAACCACCAAACAACUGGAAAGGAGUGUUUAGUGUCUCAUCAUACACACAAUAUUUCAAUGUGGAUACUGACAUUGUGAUAAACAGAUUGAUGAGUUCUUUGAAUCCCCUCACUGGAGAUUUUUUCAGCAAGAUUGAUGCAAACCCUGAUCUGUAUGGACUAGUCUGGAUCUCCACUACAUUGGUAUUCGUGCUUGCUUCUCUUGGAAACUGUGCCACUUACCUAAUGCAAAAACGCACUGAUAGCAGCACAUCUUGGAACUUUGAUGUCAGCUAUGUAAAUGUGGCGGCAUUUUCAAUCUAUGGUUAUGCAAUGGUGGUGCCAUUGGCUUUUUACUUCUUGCUUCAGUAUCUUGGAUCAAAUGCUAGCCUUGUACGAUUUUGGUGCAUGUGGGGAUAUUCUCUGUUCAUUUUCAUCUUGAGCUCCUUUCUCUUGGUUAUCCCUUUCGAGUUUCUCCGGUGGAUCAUUAUACUCGUUGCUGGCACUGCCUCAGCAUGUUUUGUUACAUUAAACCUGAGGUCUUAUAUGGAGAGUAAUGACCUAACAGUGGUGGUCAUUGCCUCGUUCUUCUUGCAACUAGCAUUGGCAAUUUUCAUUAAGGCUUGGUUCUUUCCAUGAGCGUCAUCCAGCAUGUUGCAUCUUGAAAUUCAAGUAUUGUGUUGGUGGGAUUGUCUGGGUUGCUUACAUUUACUUGGAUAAUGGUGGUUUAGCAAAGAAUUAGGUUAUGGAAUGAAAGCAGACUUUUAUUAGUUCAACACGAAGUAGAAUUUCGGAUGAUACUUGUAAUCGGGGGGCUUAGGUUCAGAUUGCAUUGCUCUCACUGGCAAUGGAGUAAGCAUAACGGUGAAUACUGCUGGUUGUUUUUCCCUUUUAUUGCACUAUUUUCUUUCUUGAACUCGGUUGUGUAAAGAGGUCUUGUAGUGGCUUAAUUGUCGAAGAGAUUAUGAAUUGAAAGUUGAUUAAUGGCUUGAUUGUCA
This is a messenger RNA of Tripterygium wilfordii, 1448 nucleotides long. RefSeq names its product protein YIPF1 homolog. Gene Ontology annotation, molecular function: small GTPase binding. The coding region runs from base 277 to 1089 and encodes 270 amino acids. The transcript is spliced from 6 exons. The record is from RefSeq and is a predicted model, not a curated record. Gene Ontology annotation, cellular component: membrane; Golgi apparatus. Lineage: Eukaryota; Viridiplantae; Streptophyta; Magnoliopsida; Celastrales; Celastraceae. Gene Ontology annotation, biological process: vesicle-mediated transport.